UACAAACGACAACAAAUAACAGACAAAAAUUACCGGGUAAAAAAUUUCACAAUCAUGUCUUCUCUGUACAAUUUUCCCCACAAUCCAAAUGAAACAACGAAUUUCGCGAAAAAUGAACGAAUGGUGACGUCGCUGCCUUCCAUCGAGCUCAAUGCUGGCUCCCUUUCGUUCUCAAAUUACCCCGAAAUCAACAUAAAUCGCGAACUUUUUCACGCAAGUCGUGCUCGCGACGAGAAAAAUGUCCUCGUUCAAGUGGAAGAAUCAAUCGUGAAAGCUGUUAUCCGAACGUACUUUGAAAAGGGGCUAUUUUCUGCGCUGGAAGCUGCCGCAAAGGAACAGAAUUUGGUCGGCGCAGGAGCUCGUUAUGUCAUUCGAGUGUUGGAUGUUGGGAGACAAAUCAAAGUUUUCUUCAGACCACAUUUGAAGAUUCAAGGCGUUGAGAGUAUUGCAAAAUUUUCGCAAACACGCAACUGGGCACAGAGUCCUAUUCGAUGUAUUUGCUGGCAUCCGAAUUUUUUCAAGUUGGCUGUUGCUGCGGAAGAUGAUAGUGUUCGGUUGUACAGUGAUAAACAAGGAAUUGUCCCGAUUUUGAAGCAUGGCUUACAAAAAGGAAUUUGUUGCAUGGCAUGGCGCCCAUGGAGUCCCUCAGAACUCGCAAUUGGCACACAAAACGGCGUUCUCCUAUGGACAAUCGAAAAUUUCAUCCAAAACGCUCCGAUCAAGCAACAAACGCAACUUCUCAAACACGAAUCCCACGCUCCCGUCACUUCGCUUCAAUGGAAUCCCGAUGGAACUCUUUUGGCUUCUGCGAGUUCAUCAGAUGCCGAUGUCUUGAUCUGGGAUGUCGAUCGUAACAAGUGUCAACCAUUGAAACGUGUUGGUUCACCAGCAGCUCUUCUCGCAUGGGCCCCAAACGCAAGCACACUUUGCACCACAACAACCACAAACGUUUUUCGCAUCUGGAAAGCCAAUAAUUGGACAAUGGAUCGCUGGAUUAUCGGCUGUGGCACAAUUCAGAGUCUCGUUUGGUCGCCGUGCAGCACAUUUUUGUUGUUUAUUACGACGGAAGAGCCGUUCCUGUAUAGCUUGGGGUUCGUUGAUGAUUAUGUCUUCACGAGCGGAAGUAAUAGUAAGCAAGCGAUGCCUGUUGUGGACUUGUCUAAGAUGGAAGUCGAUGGAAUGGAGAUCGGCGGAAAGGCACAAACGAUGUGUAUGAGUCCGCAGGGGAAUUUGUUGGCAAUUUCGUUCAAAGAGACAAAUGCUAUUGCGGUUUUCAGUGUUUCUAUAAGGAAAUUUUUGUUAAAUGUAACAGCUCUGGGUUUAAUUAAUGGAUUGGGCAAUGAAUUUCCGUCGACAAUUUGCUUCCAAGACACGAAAGAGACAAAUGUGCUAACAAUUGGAUGGUCAAGUGGGCGAAUUCAAUAUUUUCCUUUCGUCUAAAGUCGUACUUUUCAUAAAGUUUUUCGUUAAAUAAAAUAUUUUUUGUAUAAAUUUA
This is a messenger RNA of Culicoides brevitarsis, 1495 nucleotides long. Its product is annotated as aladin-like. Gene Ontology annotation, molecular function: protein binding. The record is from RefSeq and is a predicted model, not a curated record. Bases 55 to 1440 code for a protein of 461 amino acids. Gene Ontology annotation, cellular component: nuclear pore. NCBI's taxonomy places the organism in Eukaryota, Metazoa, Arthropoda, Insecta, Diptera, Ceratopogonidae. The transcript has 2 exons. Gene Ontology annotation, biological process: nucleocytoplasmic transport.